This is a messenger RNA of Schistosoma intercalatum, 6656 nucleotides long. The record is from the annotation of a GenBank genome assembly. NCBI's taxonomy places the organism in Eukaryota, Metazoa, Platyhelminthes, Trematoda, Strigeidida, Schistosomatidae.
GUAAUCUGACCGCGACAAGAACAAAGGUGGUGGUUCCUUAGUGAACUUAGUGAUGGAGUUGUUAGAUUAAAAGAAUUUACGAGGACACUCCAAAAAAGUUCACAAGCCGAGAACAAAUUACUUGUCAGCUGACUAUCGACUUUCCCAUCGAAUCAUCAACGAGUGAAAUUCACUACCUCAGCACGUGGUUGAGGCUCCAUCCGUCGACUCUUUCAAAAGAAAGUUGGAUCAACUGAUAGACCACCAUUGCCAGGACUAACAUAGGCCAUCGAGCCUCCUAUCCUUCCCAAACUGAAACUGAAACUGACUGCGAAAAACCCCAAGAUCUACCCAAAGUUUUUAAAAAUAUGGAGAUUAGGCGGUUAAGUUUUCGCAGAGUAUCCUUUGUUAAAAGUGUUCUACAAAUAAAAAGCCUCAAAAAUGCCACUUAUGGUCGCAAUUUUUCUUGUAAGCUAAUGCACCUCGUACGUUAGUGCCCACAGUUCAUUAGUGUUUGGAAAUCAUUACCUUUUUCCAACCAUAAAACCCCUUUGCUUAUCACGUCUCUCCAUACUGUUCUUGUAACUCUUCCCUAACGUCAUCGGACCUACUGGAAAGAUCCCGCCGGACGCACAACAUGUAUCAGUGGUGCUGCGUUAGACGAUGCUCAGUAAGAAAAUUGCUGAAAUAACUAGUAUUUGUUAACUACAGAGUUGAAAACUAAUGGUGGUUUACCGUUGCUAAUAGUUGAAUUAAGUCACCACUGUUUGGUUUGUGUUCAUUAUCUCCGUUCCUGAUCAUUCCUUUGUCGACUGAUAAAUUAUACCUUUGUGAUAAUUGUGUUCAGUAUUAUGUACAUAACUGGUAGUCUCAAUUUCCAGAUAUAUUCUCACUUUUCGGCAGUUGAUCAGUCGGUAUGUCCUACAUAGUUUUGAGUCAUUUGACCGACAAAUAACUAAGGCUUCGUAAUAUUAAUGCAAUAAAAAUCAGGUUGUCUGUCUGGGUGGAGGUAUAUCAUUCAUCUCAGAGCUUUACUAGACCAUGGCAGAAAGAUAUGUUUUCAGGGUCCAUAAACUGAACAUUUUGGCAAAUGAUAUUUGGAGACUUCAUUACAGUAGCCUAAAAGUACUAAAUAGUUAUGUCAUGCUAUUAGAAGCGAUACACUUAGAUUUGCUAACUGAUUCAGAGGCUUAUUGUAAUUUGUUAUGCUAGGUGACGACGAUUGUCAUUCUUGUAAGGUACACCUUACUUUUAUUUCAUUAUUGAUGUAUAUACCUCUGUGGGUAACUUUGCCUCCGAUUUUUCACUGGUCAACUGCAUUCUCAGAAACCUCGUGGCCGACUUUAAUCAUUUGAGUGACAUAGUCUCUUCACACAGAGUAUUCUAUAAGUUCUAGAUGAAAGCCCAAGAGUUUACCAUUGCUCGGUUCUAUCAAGUAUAUGAUAGUGAUUCGAGUCAAAUAAACGGUAGUUAAAGAAAAUUUGUCCUUAACUGCUAACAGUUCUUUACAACCUGUGGCUGAGACCAUUUUUUAUUCUUGAUACGUUAUGUUUUUUUAGGAAUUUGGUGAAAUCCAAACAAAACGGAUACAUCCUCAUCAUCAGAGACUAAGAGAUUAGGUCAUUACUUCUGUUACACGGGAAUUGGAGAUUUGAUUUGUGGUAACCAUAGUUGCUGUUUAAGAUAAUGGAUAAAAAGAAACUUGAUUUUUACUUCACCCUCCUCGAAUCAAGCAUUUUAUGUUAUCAGCACUCUAUAACUGGACUGAUACCAUCUUCUUCGAAAAGCUCACAUGCAUGGGUUAGAGAUAACACAUAUGCUUCACUUUCUAUCUGGGGUCUAUCUCUGGUCUAUAGGAAAUUACCAGAUGUUGAUGAAGAUCGUUGUCGGAGUUAUGAGUUGGAAAAGUGUGUAGUGAAGCUGAUGCGUGGCAUACUCAUCUGCUAUAUGAAACAGUCUGAUAAAGUAGAACUAUUGAAGAAGACUCAAAAUCCUAUCCAUUCAUUACAUGCAAAGUUUGACAGUACUUCAUAUAAAACUGUUGUUGGUGAUCUUGAAUGGGGUCAUUUGCAAAUUGAUGCAAUAUCUGUCUUUCUUCUUAUUCUUGCUCAAAUGACAGCUGCUGGUUUGCGCAUUAUCUGGACUCUUGAAGAAGUAGCUUUUGUUCAGAAUCUGGUUUUCUGUAUUGAACACGCUUAUCGCAUUCCUGAUUACGGGAUAUGGGAGCGUGGAGAUAAAACCAAUCAUGGGCUUCCAGAACUUAAUACAACAUCUGUUGGAAUGGCUAAGGCAGCUUUGGAGGCGCUUACAGACUUAGAUUUGUUUGGUGCUGAUGGAAGUUAUCUAUCAACAAUUCGUGUUUCUCUCGACGAAUGUGAACAGUGUAAUAUAGCUGUUAAAAGUAUGCUUCCUCGUGAGUCCAACUCCAAAGAGACCGAUGCUGGCUUGUUAAGUAUACUGACAUAUCCUGGAUUUGCUGUCACGGACGAUGAAUUAAUUGAAAGAACACGUAGCGCAAUCAUUCGGAAGCUUUUGGGGAGAUAUGGUUGUCGACGUUUUUUACGUGAUGGAUUUCGUACUGCUAGAGAAGAUGUGAACCGUCUGUAUUACGAGCCUUGGGAGCUACGUAUGUUUGAUGGUAUUGAAUGUGAAUGGCCAAUGUUUUUUGCAUGGCUUGUGAUUGAUGCAAGUUUCCGUGAAGAUUUUGACGAUGCAGAUCGAUAUAUGCAAAUGCUUCAAGAAGUCGUUAUCCCAGAGUCGUCUCAUUCGUUUACACCUUCAAACAGUAGUAGAAGUGCAAGUCGUAGACCAAGUGAAAUAACAACACAGGUUCUUAGCAGAGCAUGUUGUUACGUACCAGAAUCCUAUUCAUUACCUAUAGACGCGAUCGAUGCAGAAAUCGCUCAUCCACAUACACAAACACGUGUACCAGUCGGUGCAUUACCACAUAUAUGGGGUCAGUCAUUAUAUAUAUUGGCAAGUAUUAUUUAUGAAGGUCUUCUAUUGCCUGGAGAAAUAGACCCCCUUGGAAGACGUAUGGUUACUGAACCGAAACCAGACCUAUCAGUGCAAGUUGUACUUGUAGCUGAAGAUAACGAGAUUAAACAACAGUUAAUGGAAUAUCAAGUUGAAGUACAAACAUUUGAAGAGAUUUAUAAUGAAGCUGGAAUAAACGUUUAUCCAGCUAAAAUUCUCGGUCAACUUUAUCGACAUCUAGGUGCUUGUGAAAAACUUUCUCUAAGUGGUCGUUCAACUGGUGAAAUAGGAAUAUUUUCAACAAGUCAAUUCUAUCGAUUAGGUGAUGAAACAUUAGCUUUUCUUCCUCAGUUCUUUGAUCAUCAUGCAUUUUAUUUAAAUUUGGAUAUAGAAUUUCUGUUGGAUUGUUUUCGAACAUGUAUAGGUUAUUUAAAACAUGCAUGGACUAGUCCUGGACGCCCAUUACUUUUAUUCCCAAUAUAUCGCCGAUAUUUUCGUUCAGAUGCUAUUCCAACACCAUUAUCUUCAGCAAUUAAAAAAAUGGCUUCAGGCUAUAUGAAUGCAACACGUGUCAUACUUGGUACUCUUAGAGAUUUUGAAGAAACAUCAUGUUUAAGGCAAAUAGAUUUCAGUGAAUCUGCUCAAGCUAUACUUCAACGUGCAAAAUCAAUCACUAGCUGUACUUCACAGCGUCGAAUGACUUUGAAUGUACGUACUGACAGUCUGACUGUAGAUGAAAAUCACUUCACAGUUAGUUCUGGUGAUUCUAUACUUACUGGUGGUGGUAUAUCACCAGUUGUCCCUGAAUUAGACAGUUUUGAAAGACAUACUAUGCGACGAAAAUCUAUGGCUUUAGCUCAUGCUGUUUCAUUGGAUUUGUUUAAUCGUAAUACAGUUGAAUGGACAAGCGACAAUCAAGGGGAGAAUAAUACCAAUAGUAGUUGGCAAGUUGAAAUGGAUGAUCCGCUAGAUGGCCAAACAGAUGAUGAUCUUACAAAUUAUCGUCUACUCCAAACACAAAAUGAAGAUUUAACAUCCAAAGCGUCACGUUUAGCAUUAAAACGCAUUAUCAAUCCGGAAAGUAACACUUCAUCUACAGUAACAUGUCAACAUGAACAAUCUUCUACUUCUCGAUCUCAUGAACAUCAAAAAGUCGAUCCAAAUAUUACUUGUCAAACUACAGAUUCAAAUACUUGUGGAGGUCAACAAUCGCAACGUUCCCCAUCCCAUUUAGUCAGUUCAGACCAAAUCAAUCUUACGAACAGUCCAAAUUAUUCUGGUACACAUAGUCGUCGUACAUCUGAGGGAAGAUCGAGUACAUGUGGGCUGGAUUCCACAGAUUGGUUAAAUUCCUUAUCACCGGAUCAAUUAGUUAAACGAUUAAGAUGUACUGAUAAUUUAGCUGAACAAGUUGAAAUACUUGGAAGAUUACAUCAAUUAUGUGGUUUAGACUGGAAUACUGGAAUAGACCCAACACAACCAGCUACUGUUCGUUCAUUACUAAAAGAGGUCUAUGAACGAGCUACGCAAACAACAUCAUGGUUCCUACUACGUUACACAGCUGGUCUGUUAGGUAAACGUGCUGAUAGUUUGGCUAAAUCGUUAGCUGAUAUAUUAGUCUUACAGAAGCAAGUAACUGUUGGUUUACCACCAGAACCACGUGAAAAAGUUAUUGAUGCACCGCUAUCACCCGAUCAAUUAUGCGAUUUGAUACAAGAAGCGUGUGGUGAAGACAGUUUAAUGACAAUACUUACGCAAGAAAUUCUUAUUUAUUUAUCAAUGUUUGCACGUACACAACCUCAAAAACUGGAAAAUAUUUUACGCUUACGUAUUGGGCUAAUAAUCCAAAUGAUGGCUGCUGAAUUAGCUCGUGGUUUGGGUUUAACUGUAGAGGAUUCAUUGUAUGCUUUAUUCUCAAUGCGUCCAAUCGAUACGAAACGUUUGCUACAUAAUCUACUCAAUGGUGAAGAUAUGCGUAUUGUUAAGACAAACCAAACUUUCCAUCGUAAAUCUACUGGGCAACCAAUUAAACUUAUAAAUACAACUCUUACAAAUCAAGAUAACUUACAGGUUACGUUAGAUACUAUUUCUGGUUCUGUAAAGAAAAGAUCCACUGCAAGUCGUCAAUUGAUUGCAUCACGUAAACAGUCUAUAGUCGCUAGUGUUACAACUGAGGCAGAAAAUGAAAAUUGUCAAACUGAUUUACGAAGCCUUUGGAGUCGUCGACGUAAAAUUGAUGGUGCAUUGAAUCGUGUCCCACCUGGAUUCUAUAAACGAGUGUAUGUCACAUUAACUCAUAUGCAAGGUUUAAGCAUUGGCAGUCUAAUACUUAGUCAUAAUUUGACAAAAGAAAUGACAAUGGAUGAACAUAAAUUUGCUUUAACUGUUGAACAUGUAUGCACAAUGGUUAGUACACCAGAAUAUCGUCAAUUAAUUAUUGAAGCAAUUCACGUACUUGGUUCAUUGAUGAUGCAUGAUGUUGACAAUCGAAUAUUUAUUGAUUGUAUCGUUAAAGUUGAAGAUAUUGUGGAGAAAGCAAAUAAUUUAUUUUUAAUUGAUCAAAUAAAGUAUGGCGGAAACGCCACAGUGUGUUGUGCAAAACCAAUGAAGCAAUCUGGAGUCACUGACUCAACGCCUAGUAAUAAUAACCAAGCACGUAGACAAAGCACUUUAACGUGCAACGGAUUACAUAAUAUUUGUCAGCGUUUCUAUGACACACCACCUGCCGGAAAAUUCGGUACAAUGUCCUAUAUGGUACGUGCCGUAUCUGAAUUACUUACGUGUAAUAAAUGUUUAAACCCAGAUAAGCCUUUACCAAUCAAUUGCAAUGUUCAAUAAUAUUCAUAUUUGUUUUGCAAUCGUAUACACAUGCAUCCUUCUUUCUUGUUUUACUCCCCAUAUUACGUAAAUACACAUAAAUCAUGUCCCUACUGAGUUUCUUAUCCUUCAUUUCACUCUGUCUUAUGCACACUUUUGUACACUACACACUGGUGUAUUCACCUAUUGACAUUGGUAGUAAACGGCUUUGCCUAGUCAAUAAUUUCUGCCCUUUAUACAAUCAAGUAUAGACUCUUCUCAUUUUACAUUUCUCAAUCAUGUUUCAUCUAGUGGAUUGGAAAAUUCAUAAUGACACUACUGCUUGUUUAAUUUUUAAUGAUAUCCUACUAUUUUGUAAUAUCCUCUCACCUGUAGAUACUGUUAUUUAUUUUAUACAAUCAAUUCCCUCUUGAUUUUAUUGAUUGUUGAAUUUAAUUAGUAUCGAAAUACUUUUAUUAUGAUAGGAUUACGUGUAAUAAUCUAAUUCACUUUGCAAAAGAUACUCAAUUCUUAUUUUCUGAUGUCUCUGGCAUCUUGAAUUCCCCAACGAUCUUUUCUUUAAAUCAUAAUUUCAAUUUAGUUUGAUAGUUUAUAGUGUGUCAUGGUAUUUCUUCGACAUUUGGCCCUUUUCUGAUUUGUUUAAUCUAGUGCAAUUGUACCUCAAAUUAUUUUAAAGAAGUUGAUAUGCAGAAAAAUACAUUACAGUACGAUUCUUCAUGUGUAUGUACUUUCUUAGAAUGAUUGCAUGCAUUAACUUAUAAAAGUAAAUGAAUGAUGAUUUAUUCCUUCACUUGUAUAACUAAAAGGAGCAUGUGAAUUGGGGAUUUCUGACUGUAAUAAAAGCGACUUUUAUUCACAGGAAAUAUAUCAGCCUAACAACCGUU